GUCAGCGUGAAGUGGAACUCGUUAUUACAAAUCGGAGAAUUGAGGCUUGGGGAACCUGUAUUAGAAGAGUAUGUAAGGAAAAUGUACAAGAAAUUUCCAAUUAAGUUCACUUCUUGUCAUGCUUGUUGUGGGUUUUAUGGUCCAUGUUUUGGACAACCUUUAUGUGCCACAUGUCAUGCUUUCUUAUGCCCUGAUGACAUUAAUCAUCCAGGUGGAAAUCACUUAUUUCAAGAAAAAAGUGAUUCAGAGGACUCUGGUAAUGAAGAACCUACUGAUUUUUAUGAAACAUUGCAAAACCGGCCAGGAGAAAAACCAAAAAUUAUUGUAUCUGUCCUCAAAGUUGAUCGGCUCGCAGACUGUAUAUCAGCAUUAACAGCUCCAAAGCAGCUAGCAGCUAUUCCUGAGGGUCUUGCUGAAAAUCUUCCAGCAGAAGUAUUAUCAUUAGUGUUUUCAUACCUGGAUGACCUGUCUUUGUGGAGUUGUGGUCAAGUUUGUAAACGGUGGAACCAGUUAUUAGAAACAGAAACUAAUGAUGAUCAGUGGUAUCGUGCUGUCAGAAGACGUUGGCCACUAUUUCUUGCAAUGUUCAGAGGGUCUCGCUGGAGAACAUUGUACACAAAACUAGUAGAAAGUACACCUUGUCUUCUUUGUUUACACCAGAUGGCAGAACAGAUUCAACAGACUCCUGGAGAUGAUUCCUGGCGAGCCAAACGAUUAAGAAAUGAAUUGAAAUCUCUUCAAUCUGAUCCUCCAGAAGGGAUAGAAGCAACUCCUCUAGAUCGAAUGUGCUGUCACUGGCAAGCUUCUAUCUCAGGUCCAACUGAGAGUCCUUAUGAGGGUGGCUCUUUUUUCUUAUAUUUACAAAUACCAAGCAGUUAUCCAAUGGAGCCUCCUGUAGUUCGAUUUGUCACUAAGGUUUUUCACCCUAAUGUGAGUCGCCAUGGAGAUAUUGGAUUAGAUUCAAUUACACACAACUGGAGUCUUGCUCUAACAAUUUCGAAGGUUCUAAUUAGCAUUCAGUCUCUUUUAACUGACCCUUAUUGUCACGUGUGUAUGGAACCAGAGGUUGGGAAGCUUUACACUGAAGAUAGAAAAACAUUUGAAAGAACUGCACGCCUUUGGACAGUAAAGUAUGCAAUGCAUAACAGAUUGGCACCUUCUGGGGAGGCUGAUGCUUAUGCUCGAGCACUAGAAAGUGGGUGAAAUAUUGUAAACAAGCCAAUAAACAAUUGUUACUUACUAGUCAUAGAAUGAAAGGUCCCUUUGUUCAUAGAGCAACUAGCCAGUGCCGAGAUGAUGGGUAGGCUCAGCAGCAGAAUUAAAAACUAUAGAAGUUUGUUUGAGACUGAAGGAGAACACAGGAAUUGUGCCUUCUGGAAGGUACUAAGUGUAUCUGAACCUACAAUCUUGUCUUUAGAAAUUCAAAGCUACAUAUAAUCGUGUCAGGAACACAUAUCUCUUCUAAUUCUGUUGUUUGAAUUUAUGACAAAGUUCUUGAUUAUACCAUCAUUACACUUAUGGUUAUCUGUAUACUGAUUAAAAUUUUCUGUUUAUUUUUACAUUUGCUGAAACUGAAAUCAUUGGCUGAUGUCAACCAUCUCUUAUGGGCAAGAACUUGUUUAUAUACUCUCUUCAGUUAUUCUCUGAAGAUAGGUGCUACAAAUGUUUAGUUGGCCUAUAAAAAACUUAAGAAAAAAUGUCUGAACUCAAGUUGUUUUUUAAAAAGUUUUGUAAAUAAUUUUUAAGCUAUAGGAAUGCUCAGACUUUGGAAAUGUUAUGUUUUUUUUUGAUAAUCUUUGCAUGAACUGAUGAUGUUUUUCUUAUGUUGAAUUAGUUUUGAAGUCAAAAAUUACAUAUAGAUGUAUAAACUAUAAGACUACUUGGAUCUGUUAAUGACCUAUAUAUACAUUGAUAUAAAAGGUCCUUACAUAAGAUAACAUUCAAACCUCUUGUAAGGCAUUAAUCUAUAGUAAUAAAUAAUCAGAUUCACAUUUCUUUCAUCUUUAUGCUCUUGUACUUGAUAGAAAUAUUUUGAUCACAAAAGUUUAAGUACUGCCUUAAGGGUUAAAAUUCAGUUGAGAAAGUAAGUUGAAAGAAAGGUGGUAGAAUGAAAAAAUAAUAAUAUGUUUCUUUGGAUUUCUAAUUUUAUUAAAAACUUCCUUUCUCGAGUUACAAAAAAAUAACAUUUCUAGGCCUGAUAUAACAUUUUAAGUGGAAUAUUUAUUGUGUUACCAUCAUUGUAUAUUUAUUACCUGAGAAUAUUAAGUUAGAAAUACUUGUUUUCUACUGUGUUUACCUUGUGAGAACAUGUGUUUGAGGAAGAGUUAAUUGAUCGGGUGUUUAGCAAAGAAAUCUUGCAUAAACCCCCCACCUGGUACUGAGAAAAAGGAAGCCGUGCUGUUGUUGAUAUAUAUAUAUAUAUAU
This is a messenger RNA of Limulus polyphemus (Atlantic horseshoe crab), 2424 nucleotides long. RefSeq lists its product as uncharacterized. Lineage: Eukaryota; Metazoa; Arthropoda; Merostomata; Xiphosura; Limulidae. The record is from RefSeq and is a predicted model, not a curated record. The transcript has 8 exons. The coding region runs from base 82 to 1203 and encodes 373 amino acids. Gene Ontology annotation, molecular function: protein binding.